GGAAUGGCCGUUGCCCGUAUUAUAAGGUACUAAGCUGCCGUCGGUCUGUUCAGUAGCCAUCUGCGAGUAGAUUUUUUCACGGUGCUACCAUCAUUUAUUUGCUCCCAAUAUGGCAUAUUUACCCUGGAGAGAUAUUGAGUUGCCUGAGAUAGACUUGGUCAGUCUGGCCUUUGAUUCACCUUAUUCAUGGGCCAACGAUGCGACCAUCCUCCACGUUGAUGCUGCGGACGAAACCAACUACAUUAACAAAUCCCAAGCGAGGACUAUUAUUAAACGCCUGGCAUAUGUGUUACGCCAUCGAUUUAACGUUGGGAGCGGUGCAUUAUAUCAAGAUGUAGUAACUUGCUUCGCAUCCAACCAGAUUCUUCUUCCUACAGUGUUCUUUGGGAUAAUUGCAGCCGGCGGCGUCUAUUCCGCGGCAUCUUCGUCCUUGACUCCCUUUGAGUUGUCGAGGCAGCUCAAGACGAGUAAAAGCAAUUUAAUCAUUGCCAGCAAAGAUUCUUUAGAAGUGGCGCUUAAAUCUGCGAAAGAAUGCGGCAUUCCACUAGAUAGUGUCCUGGUUCUCGACAGCGCAAGACACCAGAGGAGUCUGAGAGAUACGGUUCAGCCAGAACGAAAUUACCUACAAGCUACAAACGAACUAAAUUGGGCUAGGCCCACCGACUUGGAUACAUUGGAGAAGAAGCCAAUAUGCCUUAUGUUCUCCAGCGGGACGACGGGCCCGCCGAAGGGUGUAAUGCUGUCGCACAAGAACAUUGUGGCCCAGAGCCUCACUUGGCAAGCAACGUUGCGUGAUUCCCUAAACACCGCGAAGGUUGCUAAAACUGGCAAAGACCCGAAGAACUUUAAGUAUGGGAUCGUUGCUCACCUCCCAGCCGCCCAUGUUGCGGGAUCGCAGGGUUAUUUUAUGAACGGGAUGAUGGCGGGCGGUGCUACGUUCUGGAUGACCAAGUUCGUUCUUGCCGACUUCCUCCACUACACCAAAAAGUAUCGACCUACCCACAUGUUGAGUGUGCCGUCGAUUUAUCUACAGAUUAUCAACAGUCCAGAUGUCACUGAUCAUUUCCACUCACUUGUACAUGCGCAAGUGGGUGCGGCGCCUAUGGGACCGGGGUUACAGAAACUCGGACAGGAGAAGAUAGGGUGCUACCUCAACCAAUCUUAUGGACUUACGGAGACGAGUGCAUCAUUGACAAUGACGCCAUGGUACCAUAAUGAUACUACGGGAGGAGUUGGAGCGCUGCUCCCCAAUAGCAGACUCAGAAUUGUGAAUGACAAUCUUGAAGACGUGGUGGAAGGACAAGAAGGUGAAUUUCUCAUCAAGGGCCCAAUCGUUACUCAAGGGUACUACAAUAACCCCGAAGCAACUGCGGCGACAUUUACCUUAGACGGAUGGCUUCGCACAGGCGACAUUGGCCUGCGGAGGGAUGGAUUGUUCUAUAUCGUUGAUAGAAAAAAGGAACUUAUAAAGUACAAGGGGCUGCAAAUCGCUCCUGCUGAGCUAGAGGCAUACCUACUCAGUCAUGAAAGUAUCCUAGACGCAGCAGUCAUCGGCGUAGAAGAUCCCAAGGUCGAAAGAAACGAGGUACCAAGAGCUUACAUCGUACGGAAAGGGGAUAAGAAAUCGCGCUUGAUUACAGAACAGGAAGUGAAGGACUAUGUUAAGAAGAAUCUGGCAGCGCAUAAGCAGCUACGGGGUGGCGUAGUUUUUGUGGAUAAUAUUCCAAAGAGUUCAUCGGGCAAGAUUUUGAGGAGGGAGUUGAGGGACCAUGCGAAGAAUGAAAAGCCACAGGUGAGGCUGUCGAAGUUAUAG
Pseudogymnoascus verrucosus is the source of this 1813-nucleotide messenger RNA. Its product is annotated as putative NRPS-like protein biosynthetic cluster. The coding region runs from base 110 to 1813 and encodes 567 amino acids. Gene Ontology annotation, molecular function: CoA-ligase activity. The record is from RefSeq and is a predicted model, not a curated record. Gene Ontology annotation, biological process: secondary metabolic process. The transcript has 3 exons. NCBI's taxonomy places the organism in Eukaryota, Fungi, Ascomycota, Leotiomycetes, Thelebolales, Thelebolaceae.